CUGACACCAGCACGCCUCACCGACCCCGACUCUGCGGCCAUCCUCUCCAGAAAGAAAAGACUGAUCAAAUACAUAUGGUUCCGUGUGGAACUGCGGGAGUAUGACUGUAACUCUUGCGAUCCAGAAGAAGAGGAGUAUUGGGGGCUGAGUCGCGCUGAUGACAAAUUGAUCAUGGAUGGAUUUGAGAAUUUGUUGUGGGCUCUCAUAGCAUGGGAGGAUGGCGAUGAGUUGACUCUCGACAUCAGUGUCUACUCGCCGAGUGACACGCAGCACUGGUUUAAAUACCUGAGCUUCCAUCCAGAUACUCACCGCGGCGAGUGUUCGCCGCUGCAGCGCAACGGACAUUAUCAAGGAACCCCUAUUGACGACCCAGAUCAUGGCUGGGUUGCCGGGCGACAAACAUCUACUCCCGAUUGGUACGCCGUCGACAUAUUAUUCGAACGUAUCAUGGGCCAGGGACCAUUCAGAACCGAAACCCAGGAGAAGAAUUGGUGGCAGACACUGCCCCUUGUUCCCGCAGUCACGACUGUGCUUCUUCGUCAGCAAACCCGUCGACGUUGGAAGCCAGUCACCCUCAAGCACAUGCUGGAACGUUUCCCCAACAUGAAGGAGCUUUGUUACGAGCCUUGGAGAGAGUGGGAUCGCGAACUGGUUCGCCUGACCAACAUUGAGAGUGAGAGUCUGGUCGAGAUGUUCGCCACAACGAGACUGUCGAACCUGGCAAUCUUCGAGAAUUUCCACCGGUCAUACCCGCCCUCGUGGAUCAACCAGUUCGCCAGGAGACCGUCCCCUGUGGUUAGCCGCAAAAUUGCGAAGGUCAGCCUAAAACUCGUGACACUAUCGGCAUGCUUCAUUACCGACGCCAGUUACUUCUUCGAAGCGCGCGAAGAGUCAUGGAAUUGGGAGAAUCUCACAUCUCUCGCGCUGACAUCGAAAUUACUCACUCAUGAUGUGGACGCUGCGAGCAUCAACGAAAUGCUACGACUUGCGGCAGAGGCCGCACUACAUAUGCCAAAGCUUGAGGUCAUGGAGCUGUGGAACGGAAGAGAGCGUGUGGCGAUGUUGUUUCGCUACCAGAAGGCCAAAAAUGGACAGUCGGCUGUCAUCACGGUACGGGGAACGUUCCAGCUUGCCCUCGAUCCUGAGGUUAUAGAAGCUUGGAACGCGGUCGCGACCCAACUUGGCCAUGGUUGGGUCGAUAUUCAGAGCUCCAUCAUCAACCCAAAUACUAUCCGAAGCCACGGUGAUGCGAUACGCCAGCUGGGACUCUCGACGCAAGUCGUCAGACCUGUCUCGCUGCAACAGAUCCUCGACGAGCAUGAAGACCGGGCCUAG
This is a messenger RNA of Colletotrichum karsti, 1335 nucleotides long. RefSeq lists its product as uncharacterized. Lineage: Eukaryota; Fungi; Ascomycota; Sordariomycetes; Glomerellales; Glomerellaceae. The record is from RefSeq and is a predicted model, not a curated record. The transcript has 2 exons.